CUAGAAUCUCCCUUCUCCUACUCUCGUCAUUCCUAGAUUAUGUUGCUUGGAGCGGACGCUCACAAAUUGAUAUCGGAGACACUGAUCUAAGCGCUAGCACACACCUACUACACGCGUCGCGCGAAGGAAUCCGGAUCCAUGGAGCCCAACCUGAAGAUGGCGAUCGAGGAACAAUCCAAGCUUCUUCGCGACAUCUGUGACCACCUCUUUGCUCAGGAGACGCGUUGGUGCACGCUCGAGACAACCGUCGCGUGGAACACCGCGUCACCGCAACAUCUGGAAGCCAACAUCGCCAUCGAGAGUCUGACAUCGAUCCACGUGGAACUCGACGCCCAGGUCACCGCAGCGAUCGAGCGCCUCGAUGAAGUCGAGGCCGCUUUCGUAAUGCGCCUCGGUGCCCUCGUGUCGGCUUACGCGGCCUUCGAGUCGUGGCGGCCCGACGUGGAGGCUUCGGUCGACGAGAUCCACACCUCCGUGCAUCUUCUGCGUGACGAGGUGUCCAAGUGGGCUGCCCAAGCGCCGCCGCCACAGCUCGAUACCGCCGCGGGUAUUCUCGGCCCGUACCAGUCGGUGGCGGAGCGCUCGCCUGCUGCCGCGUACAACACCGACAGCCCAGAUGGGAAUUGCUUCGACAAAAAUCGCUGGGGGCAUGGUUUUGGGCAUCUCCUUGCCCAAAACCAUCUCCCGAUCAAUGGAGGAGAUUGUGGAGGCAUCAAGAAUUCGGGAGUACAAGAAAUUUGAUUCCAGUACAGCCAGCAAGACUCCAUCUCGUGGUCCUUUUCCGCUACCUCCACCGCCCAAGUCUGCUCCUGGCAAGCUAGUGGACUCUAAAGCCCUAGAACAUCUUGAUGCACCAGUUAUGGCGGAUUGUCUCUACUCCGUCUAUGCUUUUUGUAAGGCCUAGGGCCUCUGCUACAAAUGUGGAUUGUCAUAUUUCCGAGGCCAUCAAUGUCCGGAUACUGUUCCGCUUCACUUGGUAGAAGAAUUAUGGCAUCAGUUUCAACCUCCAUCUAAAGAUAAUCAAUCAGUGUUGGGGAUCAAA
Zea mays is the source of this 1042-nucleotide messenger RNA. RefSeq lists its product as uncharacterized. Lineage: Eukaryota; Viridiplantae; Streptophyta; Magnoliopsida; Poales; Poaceae. Bases 139 to 741 code for a protein of 200 amino acids. The transcript has 2 exons. The record is from RefSeq and is marked validated.